AUGGCCGAUGCAAGAAAUAUCAAUGAUGAUAAUGAUGAUAACAAUGAUGCGGUUAGACAAGAAGCAUUCGAGAACAGAGUUACAGAAGUAGCGGAAGGGGUUAUACAAGCCAAUCUUCCACGGUUGGCUCAAGAAGUAGAAAGCCGAGUUCUAGGGGUUGUGGAUGCUAUGAUGACUAAUAAGUUCGAAGAGUUGAAGGAAUUAAUCGAAGGAUCCAAGAGUAAAGGUAAGGAACGAAGGUGCACUUACAAGGAUUUUAUGGCAUGCCAUCCGAUGACGUAUGACGGUAAAAUUGACCCAGUCGAAUGUCAAAGAUGGGUCUCGAAUAUAGAGGCGGUGUUUAUACGAAGCCGGUGCGAUAAGGAGGACCAAGUGAUGUUCGCUACCGGUUUACUAACCCAUCAAGCGAAAGAUUGGUGGGAUGCGCACAGCAAGGAAAUAGGCGAAGAUAGGCUGCAAGCUAUGACUUGGCAAGAGUUCAAGGGGCCCUUCAUGAGAUAUCAUUGUCCUCAGUCGGCGAUCGACAAGAUUCAGGAGGAUUUCUUACGCCUCCGGCAGAAAAACGAAUCAGUGAAUGAAAUAGCAAACAAUUUUAUGGAUAAGAUGAAGUUCUGUGGAGAAUUGCGCGGGAUAGAGAGAUCGAAAUUAAAAAGGCAAGAGGAGCGAGGUGAAAAGAGGCCGAGUGAAAAAGGGGCAAGUUUUAGUCCAUCCAAAAAGGGGAAGUUUCAGGAUCAAGGAAGAAAGGGUAAGUCGAAAGGUGGGAUUACGCCAUGCAAGACGUGUGGAAAGCUCCAUACCGGAGAGUGUUUGCUAGGUAAGAAGGGGUGCUUUAAAUGCGGUAAGGAGGGGCAUUCGUCCUAUCAAUGCCCGGACAACCCAAAGACUUGUUUCAACUGUUUCGAAAAAGGGCAUAUCAAGUCGGAAUGUCCAAAGCUUCAACAAGGGUCAAAGAAAGAAGAUAAGAAGCAAGAGGGUUCUAGGGCAAAGGGGAGAAUGUAUCAGAUCACGUCUGAAGAAGCCAAGUCCCAACCAAAUGUGGUUUCAGGCGUGAAAGAAGAAGGUACAAGCACUAAGCAAGCGGAAGGAGCACAAGAUCGAGGUAAAGCACCUCUAUAGGCGAUUUGGAGUCAUGGGACGAGCACAUGUUCAAGCCUUAUAAUACCAAGCGCUUCCGCAACUUAUAUGCAUACUUUUGGGUCCAUGUUUUGUUACUUUGUUAAACUUUGUUGAAAGGUUUUAGACUUAAAAAUUCAUUACUUUUGUUGGAAUGGUUUUAUGUAAACGUUGAAUGUUAUGUCA
Messenger RNA from Helianthus annuus (common sunflower), 1299 nucleotides. RefSeq lists its product as uncharacterized. Gene Ontology annotation, molecular function: nucleic acid binding; zinc ion binding. NCBI's taxonomy places the organism in Eukaryota, Viridiplantae, Streptophyta, Magnoliopsida, Asterales, Asteraceae. The record is from RefSeq and is a predicted model, not a curated record. The transcript is spliced from 4 exons. The coding region runs from base 1 to 1116 and encodes 371 amino acids.